Messenger RNA from Chionomys nivalis (European snow vole), 6139 nucleotides. RefSeq names its product butyrylcholinesterase (gene Bche). Gene Ontology annotation, molecular function: acetylcholinesterase activity. Gene Ontology annotation, biological process: choline metabolic process; acetylcholine catabolic process. The coding region runs from base 126 to 1937 and encodes 603 amino acids. Gene Ontology annotation, cellular component: plasma membrane. NCBI's taxonomy places the organism in Eukaryota, Metazoa, Chordata, Mammalia, Rodentia, Cricetidae. The transcript is spliced from 4 exons. The record is from RefSeq and is a predicted model, not a curated record.
GAAUGUCAGAGCUGUGCAAUUCACAGGCGGAGCGGCUGCUGCAUCCCGCCUUUCCCCGAAGUGUUACAUGAUUGCCACUUUUCAAACUCGUCAGCAUCCUUUUCUACACAGAUUCCGAAAUCAGCAUGCAGUUCUGGAGCACCACCGUCAGAGAGACCCACUUCCUCUGGUACAUUUUUCUUCUCUGCGUGGUUUUUGGGAAGACACACGCUGAAGAAGACUUCAUAGUCACAACCAAGGCUGGUAGAGUCCGGGGACUGAGCCUACCUGUUCUCGGUGGCACAGUGACUGCCUUUCUCGGGAUCCCCUACGCACAGCCCCCUCUUGGUAGGCUAAGGUUCAAAAAGCCACAACCCUUAAACAAGUGGUCUGGCAUCCAGAAUGCCACCAAAUAUGCGAAUUCUUGUUAUCAGAACAUAGAUCAAGCCUUCCCCGGUUUCCAAGGGUCGGAAAUGUGGAAUCCGAACACGAAGCUCAGUGAAGACUGCUUGUAUCUGAAUGUUUGGAUUCCAGCACCUAAACCGAAAAAUGCCACCGUCAUGGUAUGGAUUUAUGGUGGUGGCUUUCAAACUGGGACAUCCUCUCUACCUGUUUAUGAUGGGAAAUUUCUAGCUCGGGUUGAAAGUGUUAUUGUAGUUUCAAUGAACUAUAGGGUAGGUGCCCUAGGAUUUCUAGCUUUACCGGGAAAUGCUGAGGCUCCAGGGAACAUGGGCUUGUUUGAUCAACAGUUGGCACUUCACUGGGUCCAAAGAAACAUAGCUGCCUUCGGAGGGAAUCCUAAAAGUGUAACGCUUUUUGGAGAAAGUGCAGGAGCAGCCUCAGUGAACUUUCAUUUGCUUUGUCCCCAAAGUUACCCUUUGUUUACCAGAGCCAUUCUGGAAAGUGGAUCCGCUAACGCCCCCUGGGCAGUAAUGUCUCCGGAGGAAGCCAGAAACCGAACUUGGACCUUAGCUAAAUUUACUGGCUGCUCAAAGGAGAAUGAGACGGAGAUGAUUAAAUGCCUUCAAAAUAAAGACCCUCAGGAAAUUCUUCUGAAUGAAAGGUUCAUUCUCCCAACUGAUUCCCUCUUAUCGGUUUAUUUUGGUCCAACGGUGGAUGGCGAUUUUCUCACUGAUAUACCCCACACACUGCUCCAACUCGGACAAGUGAAAAAAACUCAGAUCUUAGUGGGCGUUAACAAAGAUGAAGGGUCAUCUUUUCUAGUGUAUGGGGCUCCUGGCUUCAGCAAAGACAAUGACAGUCUCAUCACUCGGAGGGAACUUCAAGAAGGUUUAGAUAUGUAUUUCCCAGGCGUGAGCAGCUUGGGAAAGGAAGCAAUCCUUUUUUAUUAUGUGGAUUGGUUAGGUGACCAGACACCGGAAGUUUACCGGGAGGCUUUGGACGAUGUUGUUGGAGAUUACAAUCUCAUCUGCCCUGCGCUGGAGUUUACCAAGACAUUUUCAGACCUUAAAAAUGAUGCCUUUUUCUACUAUUUCGAACACCGGUCUUCCAAAGUUCCUUGGCCUGAAUGGAUGGGAGUGAUGCACGGCUCUGAAAUCGAAUUUGUCUUUGGUUUACCUCUGGAAAGAGGAGCGAAUUAUACGAGAGCUGAGGAAAAUUUGAGUCGAUCCAUAAUGAAAUUUUGGGCAAAUUUUGCAAAAUACGGACAUCCCAAUGGGAUCCAGAAUGAUAGCACAAUGUGGCCUGUCUUCACAAGUACCGAACAAAAAUACCUAACUUUGAACACAGAGAAACCAAGAAUAAACUCUAAGCUCCGUGCUCCACAAUGCCGAUUUUGGAAACUAUUUUUUCCUAAAGUCUUGGAAAUGACAGGAAAUAUUGAUGAAACAGAACAAGAAUGGAAAGCAGGAUUCCAUCGCUGGAGCAAUUACAUGAUGGACUGGAAGAAUCAAUUUAACGAUUACACCAGCAAGAAAGAGAGUUGUAUGGGUCUCUAAUUAAUAGAUUUACCCUUUAUAGAAUGUUCAUUUUCCUGUAGGUGAGAGCAAAAAAUACAAGUAGCUCUCUCCACACAUACCAAGAAUGCUAUUAUACAGCAGCGAAACAAAUGCCAGAGGAGAGUAUUGAUUCCUCGCGUCUUUCAUUUAGUAUUUUACCUAACCUUUCAGAACCGGGUCACCAUAAGUUGAUUUAUUAAUUUAUAGAAUACAAACUUGGAGAAUUGUGUGUGUGUUAAUACCUUGUGCUGCUCUGAUCUUGCUUUCCUCGAUAACCUUAUGGGUUUGCCUACAAGGAGCACACUCUUUUUAUUAACUCCUCCAUUUUCAGAACCAUGUAGAAAAAAGUAUCUUGAAAAACUGAGUCAGAUUUUGAAACAAUAGACGUUAUAGCUUAUAUUCAUGUUUCCUAUAAUUUAUUUAUAAACCUAGUGUAAAUAUGAAAUAGUAAAAUAACAAAAAAAAAUUGGCUGGUCAUAUAUCCAGAAGCAAGAGAGAAUAGAAAAAUAAGAACCAUAGUAUCUGGGAAAGGUGAUAGUGAAAUAAAGCUGACAAGCACAAACUAAGGAAUUUCAUGUACCAUUGAAAAAUCAGACCAACUUGCUGUCCUGCAUCAGGAAACACUUUUCAGGCAUCAGUUCCUGAAAACAAUUUGGCAUAUUAAGCAGGUCUCAUACAAGAAGUCCACAGCGAAAGAAUACAUUGUUUAAAAGUGAACCCUUUUCCUCCAUGCUGUGCUUUGGGUCGGACCCUGAAAUCAGUUUAGAGGAACUCUUGGAUAUUGCGCCUUUAACAGAUUCUCAGAUGAAACAAAUGUUCGAGUUAAAUUACUCAUGAAUUGAAUGUAUGUGAAUCUAGACUCGACAUCAGUCAUUCCUCUCUUGGGUUAAUAAUGAGGAACUGUUACUAAUACAGCUCUCACCUAACUUAGGUGAUCUUUUGAUUCAUUUCUCAAAAUAUGACAAAUAGACAUAUCUUAGAUUAUAAAAGAAUAAGUGUGACUAAUCCAGGCAGUUUAGACCUUUAUUCUGAUCAAUUAUUUAUAUGCUGAAAAAUUAUUUUAGUGGAUUAAGGUUCAAAUUAUGAUUUAUGAGAACUAAAGCAAUAAGUUAUCUUUUUAAAAAGUUCCCUUCUUAGCCGGGUGGUGGCGCACGCCUUUAAUCCCAGCACUCGGGAGGCAGAGGCAGGUGGAUCUCUGUGAGUUCGAGGCCAGCCUGGUCUAGAAGAGCUAGUUCCAGGACAGGAACCAAAAAAAGCUACGGAGAAACUCUGUCUCGAAAAAUCAAAAAAAAAAAAAAAAGUUCCCUUCUUAUAAUAUCUAAUAUUUGAAAAAUAAUAUGCUGAACAUUAUAAUGAUGGGGUAAUUUAAAAAGUAAAGUAAUUAAGUUCUUAUCAAUCUGAUAGUUUCUUGGAUAAUUAUUAAUAUAAUUUUAGCUGUGACACAACCCAAUGCCUAAUAAAUAAGACAAUCUGCACAUUGCUGAAGAAAACAACAAAAUUAAUAGUGAAAUUUCAUAGCAUGGCUGUCAAUACUGAACUCAACAACACCAGUUUAAAAAGCAGAUUUGUAGAAUGAAAAGUGCUUUGCCUAAGUAGCCUGAAUGUAAAACAUUAUUUAAUAUCCUCUCACACUGAUAAAGAAUAAAGAAAAGUUCAUCAGCAGUUAUAAAAAUGCAUACAAAUGUGUAUUAGAGUUCUUUAAAGGAACAGAACAGAUAGAAUAAAUGCAUAUAUUAGAAAGAAAUUUAUUUGAGUGGCUUAGCAGAAAUAUAUUAGUAGUUCAAUAAUGGCUGUCUCAAACUGGAAAGGCCUAGAAUAUAGAAAUUGUUCAAUACACAAGGCCGAAAGUCUCAGCAUUCCCACUCAGGUGCUGGAAGCCUCAAGAAGAAAUACUACAGAGUUUCUGGGCUUUUGUCUUCUUUGGAAUACCCAAAAGUGGGUUCUAAUAUUAGAGAAGGAAUGUCACAUUAACAGAAUAGAUUAAAUUUACCUGCAAGAAUUAGGCUAAACAGGUAAAAUGCAAAAUUUCCUUCUUCCAUGUCUUUUAAUCUGAGCAGGCACCAUAAGGUGCAUCACACAUUUAGGAUGGGUCUCUCUGUUUCAAAUAACCAGAUCAAGAAAAAUCACUCUGAGGACUGUCCUGAAACAUGGGAAUAAUAUAAUUUCAGCAACCGUCAAGAUGACACCAAAAUUAGGCAUUACAAAUCCAUCCAUUGUCAGCCUGACAUAUAGCUAGAUUUCCUCAAGCAAAGUUAAUUUUCCAAAUGAAAGCAAUAAUCAAGUCAUAAUUACACCUAGCAAUCUAUACCUGUCUCAUGAAAAACUAUAAACAUAUUUUCUAUUUUAGAAUAACUAGCAAAGUCCCUUGAAGAUUCCUUAGUCUUUUAGUGUCUUUCAACUUAAAUAUGACAAUAUUGAUGUAUAACACUUAACCAAUGGUAUUAUCUCAAUUGAUAUUACAGUGCAUGCUAAAGAUAUAGAGGGAAGAAAUCAAAAAUAUCUGUGUAUACGUACUAACAUAUUGUUAACAUAAUAAGACAGAAACUCAUACCAAUUUCAAUCAUUUCUGCAAAUGAAUCUUGGCGAGUAUUUAUAACUACAUUUCUCUACUACCCAUUUCUUUUCCUCCACAUUUAGCAAGCAGCUUAUCUUUAUGGCAGUAAUGUCAAUUAAAAAUCAGUAUCCAAUAGGCCAUGCAAAUUGGAUUUUUUAUUUUUCCUCAAUGCUUAGUUACUCUAGUAAAAGACAAAAGGCCAACAGUAAAACUCUUCAGUAGACCAAUACAAUCCUAACUCAGGGGGACUUAGCCUUCCCUCAUUCAUGAAGUUCUAGGUUUUCUAACUGGAUCAAGUCUGAAAAUUGGCAGGUAGAGAAUCCUUAUUACGACAAUCCAAUUUAUCCUUUCUUGCAUUUGUUCUAGAAGUUUUCUGUUUACAAAGAUGAAACAAACACUUAGACAGGCUUCUAUUUAUUUGCUUCCUAGAAAUACCAUGUUUCACUAGACAGUACCAAAGGUCCCUAUGGGUCAGACUUUUGCACAUAUUGCUUUGUCUGUGUGGCCCAUUCCAAUACCUAUGCUUGUCUUGCCUUUGACAAUUCAAUGAUGCCACCUGACCUAUGCAAGUCAGUGGCCCAAUUAAACCCAUUACAAUUAAUUAACGCAUUGAUCAGCAGCAUCUUCAAUGUUAAGAUCUGACCUAAGGAAAAGAACAAGGACAGGGCUCUACAAAUGUGUUGGAGCCCUCUCAGCAUUUUCCAUGCUACCCACUCACCAUUUUCUGUAGGGCAGGGCAUGUAUUCUUUGCCCUGCCACUGUGAAGGAAUAGAUAUUUCCAAGUUUAUCUUCCCUAGCAUUCCAAAUUCUGUGUCUUAAAAUUCCCAUCAUCAAUAAUAAGCCUUGUCAAUAUAGCAGUUCCAUUCAGUUUCUUUUAAGUAGAAUAUCAUUUGAUAAAUACAUCAGCGUACCAAACAAUAUACCUCUGCUACCCUUUUUCAAUUGUGAAAGCUUCCAUAAUAAACCUAGAAUCGUCAUUCAGUGGAUGUAUAUCAAUAAUCUCAGCCUGAUCAAGUUUUAUGUUCCUUCUACCAUGAUACUACAUCGUUAAGAUCUAUUCCCACACAUGUUCCCUGGACCUCUACUUUCAUGAACUAGAAAGUUCAGUAAAUUCUUUAGUAGAGUCAUUGCCCUCAAAGACCUCACUUCUAGGAGCGUUCUUAGUCUCCUUAAAGGUCUACAGAAAACAAUUAGUUGGCACCAAGGAACAUCUGUAUGGUCUUGCCUAGCAUUUCCUUCAGGGAAGAUAAUUUUGAGUUCUUUGUACAAAACAGGGGCAAUUUUCUCAGGCAAGGAUGGAGAGAGGGAUAUGUUUGGAUGCAUAAUCUGCUAAGUGGGAUAAUAUAGCGAUUUGAAUGAGAACACCCCUCCCCCAGGCACAAGCUCAGAUACUGGAACUCAUGAUCCUCAGUGGGUGCUGUUGUUUGGGAGGUUUAAGAGAAACAACCUUGCUGGAGGAGAUGUUUCACUGUGGAUAGGCUUUGAGAUAUAUAACCUCAUUAUUCCUCUAGUUCACCCUUUCUGUAUCAUGCUUGUGUUUGAAGAUUAAGCUCUAAGUUUCCUGUUACAGGCACCAUGACUCCUGUUUGCUGUCAUGUUUCCCACUGGGGAUAGUUAUCUCUCUGGAAAUAUAAGCCCAAUAAAUGCU